UGACCUUCAUGUUGGCCGCACUUUUGCGACCUCUACCGCUGCGGUCUGUGGCUCGGCGUUCUUUCACUGUCUCUUUUCCUCGGUCGGCGGGGAAGCUCCCAGAUGUAGCAAAUCCUCACGAAACAUUCGACGCGUCGCCUUCCCCCGCGGCACCUCUGCAUGCAUACCCCACUGAACCCUCCGGUGCCAUGGAUGUCGGCCAAUACAUGUCCACGGUUUCUCAGGAUAUCUCCAAGCGCGCUGAACUCUCCGACAUAGUACCAGUAGGGCCGCUAAGGAAAGAACGAGUCAUCCCGCAUCGCCUGCACUGUCAUUCGACAAACAGAAAUACCAUCAAUACUUUUACGGAUCCCAACGGGAACACUAUUUCAUGGUUUUCCGGCGGUUCAUGUGGGUUCAAAAAACACAACCGCUCGUCGUAUGAGGCAGGGUACCAAUGCGCUGUGCGGAUGUUCGAGAGCAUGGCUCCUGUUUUGACGCAGGGAGAAGGGGUCAAGGUGGAUCUGUUCUUGAAGGGCUAUGGUCAGGGGCGAGACGCGAUGCUCAAGGCGCUCAUGACGGAACAAGGAGAAAAAGUACGAGGCAAUGUAGUGUCCAUCACGGACCGCACUCCCAUCAAGAUUGGAGGAACGCGGUCAAGAAAGAUGAAGAGACGGUAGACGCCGUCCUGCGGCCGCUCAGAAAAGUACUUCUAUACUCUAUAGCUUUGCUGUCGGCUCGAAGUGCGCGUCGCUGCUGUACUUCAAAUACGCCUCUCGCUGCAGCGAAUUGAAUCCGACGCGUUUGUCCAUCUCUAUGUCUUCUAUCAAUGCUUCUGUUCCAAUGUUAGCAUUCGAGAAUCCAGUUGUGUGUGUCAUCUACCCCUAGAUGUAUAAUCAAGCUCUGGCCGAAUGUAGCCCAGCACGAUGGCUUUCAUCUCAUAGCCAUAGAAGUCGGAGUGGUAUUCGUGCAUGAUGUGAAUUUCCUGUGUAUUGAAUUCACGCGACCCUCUGGCACGCAGAUAAACAAGACUCACGGCUGUGAGGCGCUCGUUUUUAUAGAAUGGAUUCCAUCCAAGGCUCAUAACCAUGGGCUGCACGCUGCGAUCCUCCUGACUCAUCUCUGAGGGGCCGUCUUUAGACGGCAGUACCUGCGCAUAACCGUAGUAGACUCCGGUUUUCGCCACGGUGCUCAUGACAGUAAUCGAUUCGUCUGGUAGAUUGGCUAUGUCGAGUCAGUUGAGAUGUCUCAGCAAGAGAUUGGGUCGUUUCGAACCAGUGGGGCAUCCCAACUCCUUCCCCCCACGACCGAAUCCUCGUUGCACGGGUCCCGACAGGAAGAUGGGAAACGGAGCUUCAGGUAGAUCCGGCCCUACGAUUUCAGGACGGGAAAGCCGAAACUCGGAGGUCUUCUGAGGCGCUUCAGGACGCUCAGCUAGCUGUGCUUGUUCGGCUGCGGUGGGCAUGGGAGUAGAAACAAAGUGGGAUGUGUGACAUGAUAAUGAGGCGAGUUAUGAUCAAGAUAAUCUGGUAGCGCUGACUCAUGACCUUGAUGCCAACAACGACCUAGUAGUAAGCGAAGCUGUGUCCCUUUCCGCUUCGACGACUCGCGAUGCAGAGUCAGCCUCCUCCACCCUCGUCAUACUACGCGUACCAGACGCCGGCUACGCCUGCUCCUGCUCCUGCGGGAUCCUACAAUCCAUAUGCUCAAUAUUCCACACAAAUUCCCGGCUAUUCACAGAGCUAUUUUGCGAGCUAUCAUCUCCCUCCUGCUCCGCCGCCGAAGCCUGCAACUCCCCCUCCCGCUGAUUUGCCUCCACCUCCCCCGGAUCUCACGUCUAUCACACCCGCGGUGGCUUCGGGCGUGGUCCAACGGCUGAUAGUAUCAGAAUUGAAGGCCGCAGGAUUCGCGAGCGCGCAGUCGAAGCCAGUGGAACUGCUGGAAAGAAAUGUGGUGGCUUUUAUCGAGCGUCUCUAUGAACGUGCACAUCAAUAUGCGAACCUUUCUAACCGCUCCUCCGCCAUCGUAACCGACCUCAUUCUCGCGUCUGACGAAUUCGGCCUUCCACCAGAGGAGCUCAGACCUUUACGGAAGAAACUUGACAGAAGGAAGAAGAAGGGAAAGGGUGCCUCCUCAAGAACUCUGAUGCUUUUCACACAUACCUGCGGACACCGGCAAGUCGCAUCACCGCCAAAACGAGCUGCCAUUCCUACACUGGAAAAGAAACUCGAAACUGCCGCAAGAGUCCAGACGUCAUUGAAAAACCUGAUGAUCGCCACGGAAGAUGCCCAAGGCCAAGAAGAUGGUGAAUUGUUGGGACACAUUGUCAACUGCGAAACCUACCUCCAUCCUCGAAAGCGAUGGAAACUGACACGCAAGCGCGCAAAGACUUCACACUCAGGAUAAUUCGGGAAGGGUUGCUACGAUGCUGUAUAUUGUUUGUUCUUAAUUCGCAUUGCUAUCGUCAGCCGCGGUGGACGUUUGGAAUCGGGAAGAACGUCUUCGCGGCAAGUUUUCGAACUUGGUCAUGCGAGCUUGAGCUUUUACUCCAGCUGCAGUCGGCUGAGCUGGGCCCCUUACAGCGGACUGCCGAGGUCGCUUGCUCGAUGGGCCCGAAUCGCUGUCCUCGGAGUCGGCUGCCUUGCGCUUCUUCGACGAAGCUGUGGGUUUCUGCGGCGGACGUCCUGUUUUUGCCUUCGGCGUGACAUCUCCGACUGGUUCUUGAGUUUCCUUGGCCGAAGCGACCUUCUUUGUGGGCUGGGCUCUCCUUGGUUGGGGACGAGCAGCUUGUGCAGCAACAUCACCUUGGAGGGUGCGGUCACGUGUAGACUGAGGAGCGGCUUGCACGGAUUCAGGGACCGGUGAGUUAGCUCCAGAACGAAGGACGCCUGAUUGAAUAAGUUCCUCGUAACGAAUACGACACUAACGCCAAUGAGUGAGUUAUUGAGAUGGAAGCAGUUGACACACCGUAUUUCCUGAUCUGCCGAUCAGACCAGACACCACUCUCCAUUUCUUGCCGACUUUUUCCACCGCCUCGGCGAGUUGUUCGUCAGCCUCGUCAUCCCAGCCUUCCAUUUCUUUGCCUUCGGUGGUUCCAUGCACCUGCCAUCGCUCGCGACAUUGUUCGUGCGUUCGGCCAGGCAUGGCGCUCGCAACCUCAGACCAGGACGGUCCAUACCCAGCUACCGCAGCCUGUAGCCGUGCGUCCUCUUGAGUUGUCCACGCUCCACGGCGAACCGAAGGGUCCAGAAAACGGGUGUAUCUGCCAGAGCAUUGCUGAGGCGUAAGAUCUGACGCAACAAAUUUGGCCACUGCUCAAAUUAGUCCAGGCUAGGAUGCAGAACAUAGUUCGACACACCAAGACUCCACGAUUGCCCGUAUUGGUUGACGGCAUCGAGGAUCUUGCGGUCAGAUUCCGUAGUCCACGAGUGUCUCGUCCGGCUCGCGCCGUGCCGCAUGCAAUCGAGAGGGAGACGGUUGGUCUAACGGAGUCAGUGCAAGCAAGACAUGGCGCAUAGAGAUUGAAUCUUACCCCUAGUUCGCGUGCGACGUCUACCCAAUUGAUCGGAGACCCUGCGGGGCGCUUUCCGAUGAUCGUUUGUAACGUCUGUGUUUCUUGCGAACUCCAUGGUUUUUGGUUGCAGUUCGCCUGCCAUUUGAUGCGGCAUUCCUCGGCAGAGCGUGCAUAUGAAGAGGCGUCAGAUACCUGUCCGAUGUCAUCCAUGCCAACUAGAUCGAACUCAGAAGAUCACACCUUCUCAGCUAUGACGGACCAGUUGAGUCUCUUCGGGAUGUCAGAGGUACUGGGGAGAGAUCUGGGUAUGAUCGCCGGUUUUCGAAGUCCA
Molecule: messenger RNA, 3824 nt
Organism: Mycena citricolor
Lineage: Eukaryota; Fungi; Basidiomycota; Agaricomycetes; Agaricales; Mycenaceae
Source: the annotation of a GenBank genome assembly